UGACUUCUCAGAGGAGAAGAACAAAACGACCUGCAAUCAGGUCUAGCCAUACGAGUUUUAUUGUUGACUUGACAAACGACUGACUUCUUGAAUUCAACCAAAAAACAAAACGUAGAAAGUGUGAUUUUUCAACAUCCCACUGGUGUCCACCUCCAAAUAAUCGCAGCCUGCUAGUACAUUUUUGGGUGACUCAUUUUAUCAAACAAUUCAGAGAGCUUGUUACAGAGUCUAUGCCUUCCAAAAAGAUUCACAAAGCAUGAACAUCCUAGUCUAAAGGAGAAUUGCAGGAGAGAAGCUGAGCAUAGCAAAGCAAGACACCCCACUCUGAAUAAACAAAUUCGGACAACAAUUUCAUAUGCAAACCCAUUUCCUAAUUGUCGAGGUAUGAGUUCAGACAUGUCAAAAUCCAUGGUAGAGCGUGUAAUUGAAGUAGACAAGAGAUGGUCUGUGUACAUUCACAGUUUGAGAGUACCGAGGGUGUUUCUGAAAGCCCUUGAGAUUUCUGGAGACGGGUUGCUGUGGAUCCCUGUAACUGCUGCCCUCUGGCUCGCUCCAUUUUCUUCCCCUGCAAUUCCCAAAAUCAGGGCUGUGGUUAUAUUGAUAAUGGUGUGGUCCAUAGCCACUUCCACUUCAAGAAUUUUGUUGGGUAGGCAUUAUGUGCUUGAUGUUAUGGCAGGUGGAUUUUUGGGGAUUCUGGAAGCUUUUGUUGUUCAUAACUUGCUCUCUGUUUCUGAAAGGGUUUCAGAAAUGUCACAUUUGUGGGUUGUGGGUAAUGCUUGUAGACAUCAGACAUAUCUGCCUUAUUCUUUCUGUAGGGACCUCAAUGCAGGAAUUUGAUGUCUUCUCUGGUUUGAAACUGGAGCAUAAAAUCUCUGGACUUCAAACAUAUUUGUGUUUAUUUUCCUGUAAUGACUUAAAAGGCAGGAAUUUGAUUUCUUCUCUGGUUUGAAUUUGGAGAAUAAAAUCUGUAGACAUCAAAGGUAUUUGCCUUUUUCUUUCUAUAAGAGCAUUAAUACAAGGACUUGAUUUCUUUUGUUUAAA
Molecule: messenger RNA, 1041 nt
Organism: Cryptomeria japonica (Japanese cedar)
Lineage: Eukaryota; Viridiplantae; Streptophyta; Pinopsida; Cupressales; Cupressaceae
Exons: 2
Coding region: 385-837 (150 amino acids)
Source: RefSeq, a predicted model, not a curated record